GUUGAUCUAUGUAUUGUGUGGCCUCAGAUGAAGACUGAAGAGCAGCAGGGUGCUGACUGGCAGCUGUCUAAACACUGGGACACCUUCUUGUCAGGCUAGGCAGGUGGUACCUGGGGCCUCUCCCUCUCUAGGAACUCACCCCUGCUGAGGGAGUUGACCCUGGAAGAGCCAAGGUUCCCAAGACCCCAAUGUUUCCCAGAAAAGCUACCUAGGUGAGCCUGGGUGGUGGGAGCCUCUGGUUGCUAUGGUCCCGUUCUCUAUGGAAAAGGCAGGCUCCCCAAUUCUCGAUGGUCUCAAGGGAUCUAGAAUGCUCCCCCAGAGCCCCCAUAAGGGCUUUGCUCCUCAUUUAAUAUCCUUUCUACACCUUCCAGGGAAGUGUCAUUAGCUUCUACAUGGCAGGACUAAGACAGUUUGUCACACAUUGGCUAGGACCAUAUCCAUUUCUCUUUACUUUUAUUUGAGACAAGGUCUUAAUAGCCUUGACCUCCCUGUAUAGCCAUGGAUGUCCUUAUAGUCCCGAUCCUCCCUCCUCUAUCUUCCGGGUGCUGGGAUUACAGUUUAUGUGUGGCUGAGAUGGAACCCAAGGCGUGUACUCUACCAACUGAGCCCCAUCUGCAGUCCCUAGCCCUCGGCUUCUCAUGUAGAGACUCCGAGGCCAGGAAGAAAGCGACCUGCUUCCAGCCUCUCCUCACAGUGAGUGUGCCAGUGCUGGAACCCAGCCUUUACAGCUCCCUUUGACUCCCAUCUCCCCGUCUGGUAGUGGGAGCCUGAAGGGAACACCAGCCGCCUGGUUGGGUUGUUACCACAAUACAAAGGCUCUGGGCUUCCAGCUCUGUCAAGAUGACCAGGUAGUAUGGGACAUGCCCUUCUCUCUGAAAAUGCCUGCCCAAUUAAGAGGAAGGGUGGAAUGCUUGAAUGGGCUGGGCAGAGGUGCCAGAGGCCCUGUGUAUAUGCUUCAGGGACUCAGAUUGUCCUAAAGGUAAGAAGAGGGAAAGGCCACGCAGAAUGUGUGGGUGACCAUGGCCUUGGACUUUAGUGGGGGCUCAGAAGCAUCCUGUGGUCUUUGCAGUCUUGGAUGAGGAUUCCCCCCAAGUUUAUCUUGGUCCUAUCCAGAACAACACAACAGAUGACACCAGGGUGAUCAGAAGUAGGGGUGUGGAGGGAGAAUGGGGCAAGCCGUAUAGGGAAGAGGAGAUAGUCUAGGGUCAAUGAAAAAAGCCCUUGGACAAAGAAACAGUUGUAGGAGGGAAGGGAGCCAUUUGACUGAAAGACACGGUGAGUGGGUGUCCAUAGCUUAGCUUCUUACCUUUGGAAACCAAACCAGGGGUGAGCCUAUGCCAGAGACAACCAGUCCUGGACCCUCAAGCCUUUCUCCUGCUUCCUAGGCCUCCUCAGCCAACUCUUCUCGGCCACUUCCAAACACAAUGGAUACUCAUGACCUGUCCUGGGCCAACUGGAUGUGUCCCUUGCCUCUGGCACCAGCUAAAUCUUCCUUAUGGGCAUAUCCACAAGGCUCAGACCUACACCCUUAUGGCCUGCAGAAGACAUUCCUGGGCAUGACCCCACAGGGGCUCAGAGAGGACGCCUCAAAUAUGAGGCUCCAGUCACCAGACCUGCAUGAAGACUCUAUGCACACUGAGAAACCCACUGCCAAGGACUCACUGAACAGAGAUGAGACGGGGAACCAGCUGGAUAGAGGCUCCUGCCUACCCCUCCCUCCUCACACCAGCUCCUCCCCAGACCUCAGGAUGGACAGAAAGAGCCCCAGUCCCUCAACCUUUUGGCCCUGGCUUCCUCCCACUGCCAUCUCCGAGGAACUCCCUAUCCAUGCCUACCCAGUCUUCUCUGGGUACCCACUUCUCCUGCCUCCCCCUUAUCUAUUCACCUAUGCGACCCUACCUUCUGCCCAAUGUCCACACCUCUUCACGCUGCCCCCAGGCCCCUCACACCCCACUGUGGCCCCACCCAGCUUGCUUAUGACAGCCAAUGAAGCUGGGCUCCACAUCACCCAGGAGAAGCCCCUGCUUCUCUCCUCGGGGGCUUUCCAGAGUGCCCGACACACCCUAUGCUCCCGGGUCAGGGGUCAGAGUGCUAGAGAUACCUCAACCUUCUCCCCAGGACAGGCUGUUGUGGCAGCUCCUGCAAAGCAGCCAGGCUCCCAGGCCGGCGUCGUAACCCUGCCCUACCCUCUGAAGAAAAGGAAUGGUAAAAUCCUGUACGAGUGCAAUGAGUGUGGCAAGAACUUUGGGCAGCUGUCCAAUCUCAAGGUCCACCUGCGUGUACACAGUGGGGAGCGUCCAUUUCAGUGUGCCCUGUGUCAGAAGAGAUUCACCCAGCUGGCCCACCUGCAGAAGCACCACCUGGUGCACACAGGGGAGCGGCCCCACCAGUGCCGGAUGUGCCACAAGCGCUUCAGCAGCCCCAGCAACCUCAAGACCCACCUUCGCUUGCACUCAGGUGCCCAACCCUCCCAGUGCAACGUGUGUUCCAGGCGCUUCACUGCGAAUGUUCGUCUGAAGCUGCACCGUGGGCUGCAGGCUCCUCGGCCCUAUAGCCUGGCCAACAUCCCCCUCCCCUCUCUCACCUGCCUUGCCCGGUGGCACCGAGGACCACCGGGUCUCGUGGAAGCAUCACCAGAGAGGAUGGGCUGGGAUGGCAAGGUCAAGGUGUCCUCUGUGUCCCAGGGAAAGCAAGGGCAGCCAGCCUGAACAGUGGUGCUAGGGUUUCUCUGGGAAUGGAGUGUUGGCAAUUAAAAUAUUCUCUCAGUGCUGA
Messenger RNA from Mesocricetus auratus (golden hamster), 2772 nucleotides. RefSeq names its product zinc finger protein 683 (gene Znf683). The record is from RefSeq and is a predicted model, not a curated record. NCBI's taxonomy places the organism in Eukaryota, Metazoa, Chordata, Mammalia, Rodentia, Cricetidae. Gene Ontology annotation, biological process: cell fate commitment; regulation of transcription by RNA polymerase II. Gene Ontology annotation, cellular component: cytoplasm; nucleus. Gene Ontology annotation, molecular function: DNA-binding transcription factor activity; RNA polymerase II cis-regulatory region sequence-specific DNA binding; histone deacetylase binding.